CGUUAUAACUUAAACUCAAACGACGCUCAAUUUAGGCUGGGUCUCUUGCAAAUUCGGAGGACGUAGGUCUCUCGGAUACGGCACCCUCGUAUGUUCGAUUCUGCAGCUGCUGACACCCGUUGCAGCGAACUGGGGAGCUUACACGAUGGUCGCUAUCAGAGUGCUUCAAGGUAUCAGUCAAGUGAGUAUCGCGCUGCAACGGAACAAACUGCUUCAUACGCUGUUUCAGGGACUAGCUUUCCCGUCUAUGCAAGCGUUGUGGAGUCAGUGGGCACCUACAAAGGAGAAAGCCAGGCUGGUCGGCUUUUCUUUCUCUGGUUGCUACUACGGCACAGCGAUGGCCAUUCCGUUCAGUACGUAUCUGGCCGAGUGGUUCGGAUGGGAGGCCAUAUUUUACUUCGCCGGAGGAUUGUCGAUGGUAUGGGCUUUCAUUUGGCUCUUCACUAUAUCCGAUUCUCCAUACGCAGAUUCGAGAAUCUCAGAACACGAACUCGAUUACAUAACUGAAGGAACGCAGGGCUGCGGCAGUAAACGGGAAGUACCUGAGGUUCCAUGGAUAAAGAUUCUGCUGUCAGUUCCAGUUUGGACCAUAGUCGUGUUGCACGUUACUCAGAACUGGGGUUUCUACACCAUGCUCACGUACUUGCCAAAGUUCAUGAACCAGUUCUUGCAGUUUCAGCUGAAGACGACAGGACUGCUGGGAGCCGUCCCGUAUUUGGCGAUGGGCUUAAUGCUGACGCUCGCCGGGACUUUGGCAGAUCUGCUAAAGUCGAAGACGAACAUCAGCCUCCUUAACCUGAGGAAACUUUAUGGAGCUGGAGGCUCGUUCCUGCAAGCGCUGUUCACCAUUCUUGCCAUACAGUGGAGCGACAGCAGCUGUGUCAUGACAUUCGUCUGUCUGAUCAUUGCCUUCGCCGCUUUCCCAUUUUCCGCCUACAGUGUCAACCAGUUGGACAUCGCAGCAACGUACGCCAGCGUCAUCAUGGGCUUGUCGAAUACGAUCGCAACGAUACCCGGAAUGGUCAGUCCGCCGAUCGUCGGCGCCAUCGUAAGAGACGGGACUCCUUGGGAAUGGAUGAUCGUGUUCUACAUAAUCGCUGGUUUCUACACUUUUGGCGGCGUCGUCUACCUACUACUGGCCAAAGCGGAUACUCAACGAUGGGCGAAGAAAUCUCAGAUCCACAAUGGCGACUAG
Messenger RNA from Soboliphyme baturini, 1195 nucleotides. NCBI's taxonomy places the organism in Eukaryota, Metazoa, Nematoda, Enoplea, Dioctophymatida, Soboliphymatidae. The record is from the annotation of a GenBank genome assembly.